Molecule: messenger RNA, 2280 nt
Organism: Strongyloides ratti
Lineage: Eukaryota; Metazoa; Nematoda; Chromadorea; Rhabditida; Strongyloididae
Product: Prolyl endopeptidase
Exons: 2
Coding region: 1-2280 (759 amino acids)
Biological process (GO): proteolysis
Cellular component (GO): cytosol
Molecular function (GO): oligopeptidase activity; serine-type endopeptidase activity
Source: RefSeq, a predicted model, not a curated record
AUGUGGAUAUUUUUUUAUUUUUAUUUGGCAUUAUUUUUGCCUUUCUCCCAAGCUUGCAGUAGUUUUUUUUCAAGAAUUUUUGAAAAUCAAGAUCUAUAUUCAAGGUAUCCUUCUCUUAUUAAGAUUAAUGUUAGUGAAUAUCCUUUAAUAAGGAGAGAUGAAAAUGUUGUAGAAAAUAUUCAUGGAAACAAAAUACUUGAUCCAUAUAGAUAUUUAGAAAAUUUACAAAAUAAUGAGACUACUAAUUUUAUAAUUGAACUUAAUAAGUUGUCAAAAAAAUAUUUAGAAAGACCAAGAUAUAAAAAUGUUAUUAAAGAUAAGAUUGUGGAGUAUAGUAAUUUUGAACAUUAUGGUGCAUUUGCUAAGUAUGGUGAUUAUUAUUAUUAUCGUCAUAAUUCUGGAAAUCAAGAUAACGAUUCAUUUUAUCGGAAGAAAAAUUUAAAUGAUAGAGGAAAACUUUUUUUGGAUGCUUCAAAAAUCGCUAACAAUAAUUUUACUACUUUAAAUUAUAAAGGAUUCAGUAGUGAUGGUUCAAUAAUGAUUUAUGAAGAAUCUAUCAAUAAUAGUGACUCAAAAACAAUCAAAUUUAAAAAUGUUAAUGGAAAAGAGUUAAGUGAUGUUUUAACAAAUGUAGUAAUAUCUAAUUUAGCCUUUAUUUUUAAUAAUAAAGGAUUUAUUUAUUCAUCAUUUCCUGAUAACAAUAAAAAUGAUGGAAAAAAUACAAUGUCAAAAAAUGAAUAUCAUUCAUUAUAUUAUCAUAAAAUGGGAACAUCUCAGAAAGAAGAUAUAAUAAUAGUAGAUUUUCCUUAUGAUAAAAAUAUGUACACUCUUGGAUAUACAUCUGAUGAUGGAAAAAUUUUAUUUGUAAACUUUAAUAAAGGACCAAAUUUAGGAAAUAUGGUUUAUUACUAUAACUUAAGUACUAUUGAUGAAAAUGAUUUGACGGAAAAGUUAAGCCUGAAACCAUUAUUUGAAAUAGCUGAUGCUAAUUAUGAAAUUAUUGAUUAUUAUGGCAAUAAUAUUAUUGUUUUAACAGAUAAAAAUGCUCCAAUCAAAAAAGUUGUGUCUGUUAACUUUGAAGAUGCAUAUAAAGGUGAAACUGCAUGGAAAACAUUAAUCAAAGAAGUUAAGAAUAGAAAUAUUCUUACAAUAACACUUAUUGGUCAAGAAUUUAUUCUACUAAAUUGUUUAGAAGAUGUAAAAAGUUCUUUAUACGUUUAUAAUAAAAUGACUGGAGAGUUAAUUAAAAAAAUUAAUAUUGAACCAGGUAUUAUAAAAGAAAUUUAUGGAAAUAAAAAAAGUAAUGAAUUUUUUAUAAGUCUUACAAGUCCAAUAUCACCAUCUAUUGUUUAUAGAGGAUUUAUAAAUGUUACAACAAUACCUAUAACAAUUGAAUUAAAAAAAAUUCCAGAAACAAUUCCAAAAAUUAUAGAUGUUAAUGAAUUUGUUGUAAAUCAAAUUUUUUAUAAUUCAAAAGAUAAAAAAAAUGUUUCAAUGUUUCUUUUUCAUAAAAAAAAUAUUAAGCUAGAUGGAAACAAUCCUGUAUUAUUAGAAGGAUAUGGUGGAUUUGGAUAUCUUAAAACUCCAAUAUUUUCACCAUCUAAAAUUAUGUUUGUAAAACAUUUUAAUGGAAUUUCUUGUAUUGCUAAUGUUCGUGGUGGAGGAGAAUAUGGUAAAGAAUGGCAUUUUGAUGGUAUGCUUCAUAAAAAACAAAAUAGUUUUGAUGAUUUUAUUAGUGCUGCUGAGUAUUUAAUUUCAAAUAACUAUACAAAUCCAUCAAAAUUAGCUAUUAGAGGUGUAUCUAAUGGUGGUUUAUUAGCAGCAGUUGUUUUACAACAACGUCCAGAUCUUCUUGGAUCAGUUAUUAUUAAAUCUGGUAUUUUAGAUAUGUUACGUUUUCAUAAAUUUACAUCUAAUAAUGAAUGGACUGCAGAAUAUGGAGAUCCUGAAAUCAAAGAAGAUUUUAAUUAUCUAAUGAAAUAUUCUCCAUUGCAUAAUUUGAAACUACCUUCAAAUUCAUCACAAUGGCCAUCUAUAUUUCUUCAUAUAGGUAAAAAAGAUGAGAAAGUAACUCCAGUACAUACAUUAAAAUAUAUUGCUCAACUUUAUUAUGUCCUUCAACAAGCAAAUAGAUAUCAAACAAAUCCAAUAUUGGCAGAUAUUGAAGAAACUACUGAACAUAAUAAAACAAAUUUAAUUAACAAAGAUAUGGAUAUCACUGCCAAGGAAUAUCUCUUUCUCCAACAAACUUUAAAUUUAAGAUGGAGGAAUGAAAAUUAA